ACAGGGAGGUCACACCAUCCCUCCCCAUCAUGAGGGUGAAGAACUAAAAGACAUCAACGAUGAGAUUAAGGAGGAAGAAGAAGAGAGGUUGGUGAGUGGAGAUCAGCCGUCUAUGGAGGAGGGUUGUCCUCUGUAUUCCCACAAUUCUACACAGGAAGGUCACCACUAUACAGAGAAUAAUCAGGGUGAAGAACGGAAAGACAUCAAAGUUGAGGGUAAAGAGGAAGAAGAAAAGAGGUUGGUGAGUGGAGAUCAGCAGUCUAUGGAGGAGGGUUUUCCUCUGGAUUCCCAGAAUUCCAGCCAGGAACAUCCGAACUAUACAGAAAAUAAUCAGAAUAAAGAACGGAAAGACAUCAAAGUUGAGCAUAAAGAGGAAGAAGAAGAGACGUUGGUGAGUGGAGAUCAGCAGUCUAUGGAGGAGGGGGAGAUGAUUAUGGAAAUUAAACCGGAGGAAUCCUCUCUACAUAUGGACACAACAGAUGGACGGUGUUUCUGGAAUAUAAAUCCAUCGGAGGGACAUCUUAUUAUAUCUCCAGAUUGUAAGGCAGAAGAUACCGACAUUCCACAAUAUUCUCCCAAAGUCACAUCUGAUUGGUUGGUUAGAUCCACAGAUCCUUCCAAUCCUGAGGAACCUUCUGAGGAAUCCCAUACUAUGACAUCAGAUGUCCUUCCAAGUUCUCACAGUGCUGACAGAUCACCAGAUCCAUCCAAUCCCCAGACAUCUUCUUCAAGCCAUAAUAGGGUUCACACAGGAGAGCGUUCAUUGUCAUGUUCAGAGUGCGGGAAAUCCUUUACUAAAAACAAAUACCUUCGUAGGCACCAGAAAAUUCACACUGGUGAGCGUCCCUUUCCAUGUUCAGAGUGCGGGAAAUGUUUCACUCAGAAACAACAACUUAUUGUACACCAGAGACUUCACACGGGUGAGCGUCCCUAUUUAUGUUCAGAGUGCGGGAAAUGUUUCACUCAGAAACAACAACUUAUUGUACACCAGAGACUUCACACAGGUGAGCGACCGUUUUCAUGUCCAGAUUGCGAGAAGAGUUUUGUUAGGAAAGCAGCCCUGGUCUCCCAUCGAAUAAUUCAUACGGGUGAGUGUCCUUUCUCUUGUUCAGAGUGCGGGAAAAGUUUUGCUCGGAAAGAAACCCUGGUUUCUCAUCAAAGAAUUCACACAGAUGAGCGUCCGUUUUCAUGUCCAGAUUGCGAGAAAAGUUUCACUCAGAAAGAAGCCCUGGUUUCCCAUCAAAGAAUUCACACGGGUGAGCGUCCCUUUUCAUGUCCAGAUUGCGAGAAAAGUUUUGCUCGGAAAGCAGUCCUGGUUUCUCAUCAAAGAAUUCAUAGGGGUGAGAAUUCUUUCUCUUGUUCAGAGUGCGGGAAAUGUUUUGUUAGAAAAGAAACCUUUAUUAUCCACCAGAGAACUCACACAGGUGAGUGCCUUUUCUCUUGCUCAGAGUGUGGGAAAAGUUUCCUAAAAAAAGAAGCACUUUUUAAACAUCAGAAAAUACACACUGGUGAACGUCCUUAUUUAUGUUCAGAGUGUGGGAAAAGUUUCAUUGAAAGAAAUGACCUUCGUAAACAUCUGAGAAUUCACACCGGUGAACGCCCUUUCCCUUGUUCGGAGUGCGGUAAAGGUUUCUUCACAAAACCAAAACUUAUUGUACACCAGAGAACUCACACUGGCGAGCGCCCUUAUUCAUGCUCAGAGUGCGGGAAAUCUUUUGCUCAGGAAGGAGCUCUUGUUGAACAUCAGAGAAUUCACACAGGUGAGCGUCCUUAUUCAUGUUCAGAUUGUGGGAAAAGUUUCACUAUAAACAAAAUCCUUCUUGUGCACCAGAGACUUCACACGGGAGAAAGUCCUUAUACAUGUUCAGAGUGCGGGAAAUGUUUCACUAUGAAAGGAAACCUUGUGCAACACCAGAGAAUUCACACAGGAGAAAGUCCUUAUUCAUGUUCAGAGUGCGGGAAAUCUUUCCAACGUAAGGGAAGCCUUCUGAAACACCAGAGAAGACACACCGCAGAGCGGUCUCAUUGCAUUCAGAGUUCGGGAAAUGGAUUACAUAGAAAAUAAGGCGGAGACAUCAGAGAGAACCCACCUGCUGAUUGAUUGACAAAUGUACGAUAACUUUUCCAGGUGGAACUGUUGGGUCCAUAGAACAGCUGGAGGAUAAGAAAUAGUUUGUUAGAGGGGUACAUCCCGGCAGAAGUGAUAUUUCAUUUAUAGGAGGAGUUUGAUGGACCGAGUCUUCUUCUAUUUUGUGACGGAACUCCUUGGCACCCCUCUUGGGUGUUUCCGCCAAACUGUGCCUCCUGCCCUCCAAACCAUUCUAGCUGACCGGGACCUAAUACCAGCCCUUUUACCCCAAACGUCGGACACAUACAAGAUGUUGGGGUAAAACCAAAGGAAUGACCGUUUAUUGAACAGAAGUACGGGUUUUUAUACACUUCAAAAGUAGGGCAGUCACCACAUGGACAAUUAAACCAAAUAUUACCCAAAACAUCACACAGUGGUUAGAUAACAAGGUAAAGUUGACACAAGGCUAAUUCCAUCAUAAGUACUUUCAAGAGUUAGCCAAAUUAUUCAACAGACAGAAACAAUAGGUGACUUUAUUAACAAUGGGAAUUCACACAGAGACAAUGCUUUGAUUAUUUAGGGAUCCCAGACUGUCCGGCAACAGUAUUCAAGAAAACCCAGGGCUGUCCAAAUCUCAUUAACCAGCUUUCUUUUCCCAUACAUCUGCUCACUGAGUUUGAAGUUAGCAGAGACCAUCAUCGGACACAGACAAGAUGCUGAGGUAGAACCAAAGGAUUGACAGUUUAUUGAACAGAAGUACGGGUUUUUAUACACUUCAAAAGUAGGGCAGUCACCCCAUGGACAAU
Rana temporaria (common frog) is the source of this 2874-nucleotide messenger RNA. Its product is annotated as gastrula zinc finger protein XlCGF26.1-like. Bases 113 to 2065 code for a protein of 650 amino acids. Lineage: Eukaryota; Metazoa; Chordata; Amphibia; Anura; Ranidae. The record is from RefSeq and is a predicted model, not a curated record. The transcript is spliced from 5 exons.